CGUCCGCCAAUCGGCGGGGGCGGCAGUCGGGCGGUUGCAAGCGGGAGCGGGGGGUGGCAGUCGGAGCGGCCGGAGCCUGGUGCAGCGCAGGGAUUUCUCCCGCUUCCCUCCUCGCCGCCUCGCGCGCGCCCCCUCCCUCCCUCCCUCCCUGCCCCGCCGCCGGCGGGCACCGCAGACGGGCAGCUCCCGGCGCUGCAGAGCUGAGUGAGCUACUGUCUUGAAGAUGCCCUUACAGCAAUUCUGUGCUUCCCUGGUUGUGGUUAACAUAAAUCUAAAGGUGCUGUAAGGAGAGGUACUGCUCUUAUGUGAUCUGCAGGACAGAUUCUGAAGACCUAGUGUUUAAACACUGAAUAUUUACAAGCUCUUCAUACAUAGAAAUGUCUGGGUCAUAUGAUGAUUCCGUUGGAGUAGAAGUUUCUAGCGAUAGCUUCUGGGAGGUUGGAAAUUACAAGCGGACAGUAAAACGAAUUGAUGAUGGUCACAGACUUUGCAGUGAUCUCAUGAACUGUAUUCAUGAGCGGGCACGAAUAGAGAAGGUGUAUGCUCAGCAGCUUACAGAAUGGGCAAAAAGAUGGAAACAGCUUGUGGAAAAAGGCCCACAGUAUGGAACAGUAGAAAGGGCUUGGUGUGCUUUUAUGUCAGAAGCUGAAAAAGUGAGUGAACUGCAUCUAGAAGUUAAAGGUUCACUGAUGAAUGAAGACUUUGAAAAAAUCAAGAACUGGCAGAAGGAAGCCUUUCAUAAGCAAAUGAUGGGAGGAUUUAAGGAAACCAAAGAAGCAGAAGAUGGAUUUAGGAAAGCUCAGAAACCCUGGGCAAAAAAGCUGAAAGAGGUGGAAGCUGCAAAGAAAGCAUACCAUGCAGCCUGCAAAGAGGAGAAACUGGCUAUAUCCAGAGAAACAAACAGCAAAGCAGAUCCAGCACUGAAUCCUGAACAACUAAAGAAAUUACAAGACAAAGUGGAAAGAAGCAAACAAGAUGUACUAAAGACAAAAGAAAAAUAUGAAAAAUCACUGAAAGAAUUAGAUAAUGCUACUCCUCAAUAUAUGGAAAACAUGGAGCAGGUAUUUGAACAGUGUCAGCAGUUUGAGGAAAAACGUUUACGUUUCUUUCGAGAAGUGUUACUGGAAGUUCAGAAACACCUUGACUUGUCUAAUGCUGCAAGUUACAAAAAUAUCUACCGUGAACUGGAGCAGAACAUCAAAACAGCAGAUGCUGUCGAAGAUCUGCGGUGGUUUAGAGCUAAUCAAGGCCCCGGGAUGUCAAUGAAUUGGCCUCAGUUUGAGGAGUGGUCUGCAGAUCUGAAUCGUACUCUCAGUAGAAGAGAAAAGAAGAAGGCGUCUGAUGGAGUGACUCUGACUGGUAUUAAUCAGACAGGAGAUCAAGUUUCACAGCCUAACAAACAUAGCAGCAGUCUUAGUGUCCCGAGUAACACAGUGCAGUCAGUACAAUCAAGUUACAAUCCCUUUGAAGAUGAAGAAGAUACUGGGAGUACUGUCAGUGAAAAGGAGGACAAUAAAAUCAAAAAUGUUAGCAGCUAUGAAAAAAACCAAAGCUAUCCUACAGAUUGGUCUGAUGAAGAGUCCAACAAUCCCUUUUCUUCCACUGAUGCAAAUGGAGAUACCAAUCCAUUUGAUGAAGAUACCUCUCCUGCAAUGGAGGUGAGAGUACGUGCCCUCUAUGACUAUGAGGGCCAAGAGCAAGAUGAACUCAGCUUUAAAGCUGGGGACGAGUUAACUAAAAUGGAGAAUGAAGAUGAACAGGGUUGGUGCAAAGGACGUCUGGACAAUGGACAAGUUGGUUUAUACCCAGCAAACUAUGUAGAACCAAUCCAGUGACAAAGGAGAAAGUUAAUACAGAAGUGCUACAAAAGCGCUAUAGGCCUGUACAGUAUAUAUCUACAGUGAGGGGAAACUGAAUGAUGUAUAGAGUGUAUAUAUUUUAACAAAAAGAACUUGAUAUUGAAAUCAUGGUGAUUUAAGGACAAAAGAUAGAACUAAGAAUUUGACGUUGUUUUCACAACUUCUACACAAUGCAAAAGAAAGGGGUUAGGCUGAAAAAAUAGUAUGAUAAGGAAAAUACUUUUUAAGCUUUCUCUUACCACAUGUUCUGUUAUUGUGGCUCUUGAACAUUGCGUUUUCUAUGCUUGUGCCUCAGCCUACCCUGGGUAUGUGGCUUAUGCUCACUUUUGUUUAAUCAGUUAUUUUAAGUGACCUUCAGUAACUUGCAACUUGAAUUUUUAAGAUUAUUACAGUUAAUUUUCUAUUUGUUCUUAGCAAUGUCUGAAAGAUGCAGUAUUUUUUUAUUUAAAUGCUAUGUAGUUAAGCACCUUUUUGUAUGCUCAGAUUUAUCAAUUAAUACUUAAAUUAUGAUAUAGAUUUAGUCAGCAGUUGACUGAAUGAAAACUCUUUCCAUGUUGUUAUAAUCUGUUGUCAGCAUGGCUUGAAGUUGUAAAACAAAUAUUGUAUUUAAUAAAUAUCUGUUACAGAAGACUAUUUGUAGCAGAGAUCUGCAGGUGUCAUAGGCUGGGAUUCUAUUGUGAAUGCUGUUUAUGCGUUUUGACACUUCAGUGAGUUUUCCAGCUAGAUCUUAAAUAGCACUCUAAAAGCAAAAAGAUAAAUCAUAUAUAAGCCCCAGAAUACUAGUUACUUCACUUUUGCGGGGAAAAAAAGUUUUCUCCUUUAGAUGAUUUCUGGUGAUUUGAAAUGUUAAAUGUAUGAAGACUAAUUUUUUUCAAACAGAGGACUGUAAAAUAGACUAAAUUGCUUUUUAUGAAGAGGCUCUCUAUGCUGUGUAUAUGUACAUAUAAUUUGAUAUUCCAAAAUAUAAGGAGCAUGGCUAUUAGUUAUCAAGCCUUUUGAUGUGGAUUAGAUUUAGACUGUUUAAGAGUUUAAAUUAUAGGUAUAUUUAAAUCUGCUUUCGUAUCAUAUUCGUUACUGUACCAUAGACCAAGUAUUCUGUGAUUAGCUUUUCAGAAAUACAGUAAAUACACUAAUACACUCAAAUCUGUAUUUGUGAAUAAAUUUGUGGGUCAAAAUCUAAACUAGCAUUAGUCCUUACAUGGAUUAUUGUAGCAGAACACUGUAAAAACUACAUUUGUUUGCAACUGCAAGUCGGUCAUAUGUAAUAGUGUCAAAUAGUAUGCAUUUGUGACAUAAAACUGGGCUGUAAAUUACAGCAGAUUUGUCUUUAAAAAAAAUUAAGCAUCAGGUGAGUAGAUGCGCUACUUUAGGAAGCUACACUGUAAUGAAGUUAAAUCUAUUUUGAGAUAACAAACACUGUUGAUAGUCUUGGACUUCUUUGCUUUUUGAAGUUAAGGAUAUAUUUAGUCAUCGUUUUCAAUGAUUCAAAAUGUGCAAGCUUAGAAAGUGGAUGUAUGUAUGUGUCUGUCAAGGAAAACUUACCAGCAUAAUUGUUCAUCCACAAAAUGGUUACUAAAAUUGUCAGGAAUUACUGGUUUGGGUCUCUGUAUUGUAAAAUAUUUUAGAAAACAAUAAAAUCUGUUAAUCUCUUAAGUA
This is a messenger RNA of Dromaius novaehollandiae (emu), 3515 nucleotides long. RefSeq names its product protein kinase C and casein kinase substrate in neurons 2 (gene PACSIN2). The transcript has 13 exons. The record is from RefSeq and is a predicted model, not a curated record. The coding region runs from base 378 to 1835 and encodes 485 amino acids. NCBI's taxonomy places the organism in Eukaryota, Metazoa, Chordata, Aves, Casuariiformes, Dromaiidae. Gene Ontology annotation, biological process: caveola assembly; regulation of endocytosis; actin cytoskeleton organization. Gene Ontology annotation, molecular function: phospholipid binding; protein binding. Gene Ontology annotation, cellular component: cytoplasm; plasma membrane; endosome.